Molecule: messenger RNA, 1324 nt
Organism: Coregonus clupeaformis (lake whitefish)
Lineage: Eukaryota; Metazoa; Chordata; Actinopteri; Salmoniformes; Salmonidae
Product: zinc finger protein 768-like
Exons: 4
Coding region: 47-1195 (382 amino acids)
Cellular component (GO): nucleus
Source: RefSeq, a predicted model, not a curated record
AGCUGAGCAGCACAGGACCACACACAGUCUCACUGAGUCAGUAGACAUGGAGGAUGGGAAGCCUGAUCUGCUGCUGGUCAAAGAGGAGACAAUAGAGGACGGACCAGAAAGCAUUGACCUGUUGAGUGGACUAAAGAUGGGGGAGCAAGGUGGUUGGCUGGAGGCUAACAGAGGAGACUGGGCGGCCAUCUUGGAUUUCCAGACCCUGACCGGUGCAGCUAAGGGCCCAGGGGAUAACAUCACUGAGCAGACCAGGACCAGAGGCGACAUAGUGGAGUCUGCAGUCCAUGAGGACCUGCUGAUGUCCGGUGUUGGUGACAGGAGAGACUGGACCUCUGCAGCGACUGGUCAAAAACCCUGGGUCCGGAUCAGAACCCUGGAUCAGGAGCCGUCGCUCUUCCUUCCCGAGUCGGAACCUGGACCGAACCACAAGGGACAGAGACUCCCCCACAACCACCACACAGAACACAACCAGUGGACAGGAGGACUGAACAACCUCAGUCCUGGUGGUCAUCAGAGAGACAGAGGCUCCAGUCAGGGAUCCAGUCUGCAGCCCAGACCCUUCUCUUCACAGUCUCAGCGCAGGGAUGAAGCAGGGCCUGGGGCUGAUAGAGAUGGACCCUCCUGUUCCUAUGAUACAAACACCACAGUAUCCAUGAUGAACAGAGCAGGUCACCCUGGGCUUCAACCUUCAGAGAGAGUGGUGGGAGACCCCCCUGGUGGUUGUCUAUCAGGAAGUUUGUCUUCUCCUUCAGGGCCUCGUCUAAUGCCUGGUGAAUGGGUUCAUAGGAAGCCUGGGUCUAGCCUUCCUCAGUUACCUCAUGGUUACCCCACCAAUACAGACAGGGUCAGGAUGGGCGUUCACCACAAGAGGUACCUAGCCUAUAACACAGCACACAAUCCCAACAACACCCAAACAAUGGCUAGAGGUCAAGGAGGGAGCUCAAAGACUCUUGCUUCUACCUCCUCUGGUGUCAUUGGGUCACAAUGUGGGAGGCCGAGCGUUAGGACGGACGCAGACAAGCCGUAUGCCUGCCCCACGUGUGGGAAGCACUUUGCUGAGGCUAGGUAUGUGAAGCAGCACCAGACUGUUCACACCAAGGACAGCUUCAAGUGCAAAUUAUGUCACAAGAGCUUCUCCUUCCUGAGUAGCCUUAUCAGACAUAGGAGUGUCCACAAUGGGGAGAAAUCGUAGCAGUGUGGCUUGAGAUGUACACAGGGGAUAUCUGGGAACCAUUCUUUAGCUGACAUAUUAUAGUUAUCAUGUGAAGUGUCUUCGGGUAAGAGGGUAAUUAACCACAUACCCCUCAUUAACCCUUUGUUA